This is a messenger RNA of Petromyzon marinus (sea lamprey), 5730 nucleotides long. Lineage: Eukaryota; Metazoa; Chordata; Hyperoartia; Petromyzontiformes; Petromyzontidae. The record is from RefSeq and is a predicted model, not a curated record.
CCCCCUCCCCCCCUGUCCGCACGGCCCCCACUCUCCAGUGACGUCCCAAGUUCGCGGGGCUCCGCACGUCACGUCCGCACUUGAACUUGGGGUCAUAAGCGGCGGCUGGGAGGCUCGGCAUCGCAGAAUCCCUCCUCCGCCCGCGCUCGCCGCCAUCUUACUAUUCUCUCUCUGUGUGUGUGUGGGUGCUGCCGGGCCAAGGGAGAGGGGGGGGACAACGACGACGACUCAGACGGAGAGACGCGGAGGGGGAGGCAACGGAGGGGACAGACACGGCGGGGAGAUAAUCGGAGUGAGCGGGCAGAGGAGGACGAGGGGGGUGGUGGUGGUGGGGGGGGUGAAGGAAGAGCGAGAGAGGCGCGCAGACGGCUCGCGCGGCCGCCGCGUUGCGCCCCUUGCGCCGCGCCCACGAGGAGCCGACGGGGAGCGCGGGCGCCGCUCGUGUUUGCCGCCGCCGCCACAGCCGGCGGCGACACACGCGCACGAUGUCUCGGCGCAAGCAGGUGAAGCCGCUUCACCUGAGCAAGCGAGACUUCCCCCUCCACUCGUCUCAAGCGGGAGCGGCGCUUUUAGGGGAGGAAGAGGCGGAAGAGGAGGAAGAGGCCGAGGAGGAGGAGGAUGAAGGCGAUGGUGGUGGAGGCGGGGAGGAGCAGGAGGAGGGAGUCGAGGAUGCGAACGGCGCCUCGACCCGAGCCGUCACCUCCACGGCCGCGGCUGGGGACGAAGCCACGGCGGGUGCGGUGGUGGCGGCGGCGGCGGCGGCAAGGGGGGCUCGGGGCUCGGCAGGGGUUGGAUUGGGGGGACCUCUGUCCGAGGGGGCAGGCGACCUCUUGACGUGUGGCCGGUGCCGCGUGGCGUUCCCGCUCGCCCACAUCGUCCUCUUCAUCGAACACAAGGUCCGGCGGUGCCAGCCCGCGGGGCCCUCCCCCUGCCGACCCCCCAAGGGGGCGCCCCCCCAGGCUGGACCCCGCUCGUCCCCCGUCCGAGGGGGUUCGACGGUAGCCGCGGCUGCGCACCCCGGGCCUCCGCCUCCUCCCGCACCGUCUUCGGUGUCGCUCCGAGCGAAGCGCAAACAGCAUCAUCAGCAGCAGCAGCAGCGGCGGCAGCAGCAGCAUCAUCAGCUGGAGACCCAAGUGGACGGACGUGACAACGAGGACGAUGGGUACGGGGACGAUGACGAGGAUGAUGGAGACGAGCGGAAGGAGCGACUGACAAGGAGCAAUGACAGCGUCACUGCGGGCAAGGCCGAGCCGAGCGCCCACGUCUGCGUCUCGUGCGGCCGCGUGUUCCGUGCCGCGUGGCCUCUCAUGCAGCACGCGCAGCGCGCGCAUGGCAUCGGCAUCUACCUGGAACGUGGAGUGGCCACCGGUGGCGGCGGUGGCGGCGUGGCUGGAGGAGGUGCGGCUGGUGGGGGUGGUGGCGGAAUCGUCAACGCCGCCGCCGCCACCACGACAUCAACCGCGGGCGCUGCGCAGCGUCGGGGCAGCCCCGAGGCCGACGACGCCAGGGGCAGCCCCCGGUUGGGAGCGGCGGGAGUCGGCGGGGGCAGCGCCUCUUCGUCCUCCGCCUCGUCUGCGGCACCGCCGGCCGUCGCCUCGGCCGCGGCGGCGAGGCUUGGAAUCUCCACGGCGGAGACGGCGGCUCCGAUGCAGCUCACGGCUUCGGCUUCGUCGGCGUCGGCGGCGGUGGCCGCGGCUCUGCCCUUUGAAGGCAGCCCGCUGAACUUGCUGCGGUUGGCAGGGGUCGGCGUUGGGUUGGGUGAGGUGCGCUUGGGAACACCGCCGCUCUUCACCACUCCUGGCCACCACCACCACCACCCCCACCACGCCCACCACCACAACCCGCACGCCACGCACCACCAGCCGCCGCCGCAGCAGCUGCCCUCGGGGCGCGGCAGUGAAGAUCACUUGCUGCCCCCGUGUCUCGGAGGGGCCGCAGGGCCAGGAGGCGGCAGCGGGACAUCGGCCGGAGGGCAGCGCGGGGUGGCGCAGAUCACCAUGGAGCCUGGCAUGGACUUUUCUCGCCGGCUCCGAGAACUGGCCAACAACACCAGCCAGCACAACAAUAGCAACAACAAUAACAACAACAGCAGCGGCGGAAUCAACAACAAUAACAACUUGAGCGGUUGCAGCAACAACAGCGGCUCCACUCCGCCAAUCUCCCCGGGGAGACCGCGUCUCCUACAGUCUCCGCCGGGGACCCUGAGCUUCCUAGGGACCCCCGGACUGGGAUCUUUAGGAGGGGGUCCCCUCUCCCCGCUGCAGACCCCUAGCGGCAAUGGGGCCCGGCCCCCCGUGACGGGGUCGCUGACCCCGCCCGAUCUCGCCUCGUCGCUCGCCCUGCCCGCGGCGGCCGGGAGUGCGGCGCGCAAGUCGUGCGAGUUCUGCGGGAAGAGUUUCAAGGCCAGCAAACUCAAACGCCACAUGCGCACGCACCACCACCACCAGCACCACCACCACCCGAACCUCCUCCUCCACCACCACCACAACCAGCACCGGCGGCGACACGACAGCAAGCAACAACAACAACAACCGGCAUCGUCGUCAUCUUCCCCGUCCAUCACCCCGGACCCUCUGGCCCGGGUCAAGGUUGAGGACGGCCAUUCCGCCGAGGGCAGCUCCCCGGAACCGGACCCUGGCGGCGGCGAGCGGAGAAGGGGGGGCCCCGCGCCACCGGGCAGCGCGAGUUCCGUGCUGCGCUCCGUGGUCGCCCAGUACUGCAACGACUUCUCGGCACGGGCGGCCGCAGCCGUGGUGGCCUCGGCCUCGCCGGGCCCGACGGGCACAGCGACGACGACGGCGUCGACGGCGGCGGCGGCCGUGGCCGGGAACGGGGGCGGCGAGGCGGUGGGGGGGGAGGAGGAGGAAGACGAGGUGGAGGAGGAGGAAGAGGAGGAGGAGGAAGAAGGGGAGGGAGACGCGGAUUUGGAGGAGUCGGAUGAAGAUGACGUGGAGGACGGGGUCGAAGCCGAGGCCGAGGAUGAAGAUGAGGACGAGGAGGAGGAGGGCGACGAGGAGGAGGUGGGCGACGACGAGGCUGCGGAGCGCGGCCGCGCCACCCACAGCGCGCUCUCCCACGCCAUGUCUGCCAGCGCGGCCAUCAUGAGCCUGAGCAACAGCCGGCCGUUCAGCGAGGCGCUGCUGCGCCGGACGCUCUCCACCUCCUGCUCCUCUGACUCCAAGCUCGCGCUGCUGCCCGGAGGCCCGGCCGCGGGGCAGCAGCAGCUACUGCUGCCCGCGCUCAGGAAGGCCGAUGGCCGCGUCGCCCAGUCGGAAACGCUCGCCAAGGGCAGCGGCGGCAUGGGCGGCGUGGGUGGUAACGGCGGCGGUGGUGGCACGACGGCGGUGGGCAGGCUGCCCUUCGAUGCCAAGGGCACCGCCGCAUUCUCCCUGGACGCCCUCGUGUGCGGCGCUUCCGACCGCCUGGGCCUCGAUGCGCUGCUGCUGCGAGGCCACCUGCACGACGCCUUCGGCCCCCGCAGGAAGGGGACGGCCGCCGCCGCCGCGGCCGCCGCCACAGGCACCGCCGUCGGCUUCGAGGGGGGCGACGCGGCGGGGGGGUGCGGCGAGGACGCCGUGAACGGCCGCGGGGGCAGCCCCUCGGCCCUGCAGGGGGGCCGCGCCUCCGGGGGCAGCCCCAUCAUGCCCGGCAAGCGCAUCAAGCUGGAACGGGAGGCGGACGUCGGGGGCAGCCCCCUCGCUCCGCCGGCCUCGUCGCUGGCCCCGCUGUCCGCGCUGCCCACAGAGAACGUGUAUUCGCAGUGGCUGGCCAGCUACGCGUCCUCCCGCCAGCAGCUCAAGAAGGAGGGGUUCGCGUCCCUGGGGCUCGGUUCCGUGCCGGGCUCCGCGGUGGCGUCGGGGAUCGUCGGCGACUCGCAGUCGCGCCGCUCUCCUUUCGCCUGCUCCUCUGCCUCGUCCGACAACGGCAGCCUCCAGCUGUCGACAGCCUCGCCCCCUCUGCAGCCGCACGUCCACCACCACCACCACCAGCAGCACCAUCAGCAGCAGCAGCAGCGCGAAUCUGGCGAAGACACGAGCUCCGAGCCCAGCGCGGGCAGUCCCGCCAGCUCGAGCAACGGGCGCUCUGGGAGCGCGGGCGGCGGCAGCGGCGCCGGCAGCAACCGCUGCGAGUUCUGCGGGAAGUCGUUCAAGAACGGCAGCAACCUCACGGUCCACCGGCGGUCGCACACGGGCGAGCGGCCCUACAAAUGCGAGCUGUGCAGCUACGCGUGUGCGCAGAGCAGCAAGCUGACGCGCCACAUGAAGACGCACCUCAAGGGCAGCGGCGGAACGGUGGUGCCGGUGGCGGCGGCGGCAGGAGGAGUGGCGGCUGGAGGAGGAGGUGGUGGAGGAGGAGAAGCGUUCCGCUGCGACGUGUGCCAGAUGGCCUUCAACGUCCACGCCACGCUCAUUAAGCACGUGAAGAAGUGGCACCGGGCGGCCAAGCAGGACGGCGUCGUGGCCGCCGCCGCCCCCGCCGUUGCCGUCGUCGUGUCGGCCGCCGCCGCCACCGCCACUGUCAACAACAACAGCGGCAGUGGCAGCAGCAGCAGCAACAACAGUAGCAGCAACAGCGGUAGCGGCAGCAGCAACAAUGUUGGAAACAGCAACAGCGCGAGCGCUGGGGCGGCCGAAAUUAAGUUGGAGCCAGCCGAGUAAGUGGGGCAGGGAGGAGGGGUGUGGCUCGGGUUGCAUUGGGGUUGCCCGACUUCAUGCUAUCUUGAGCCCCGCCCACCCCACCUCCACCAUGGUCAAUGUGCUUCUUGCGCGUGCACCAAAUUAUCUGAAUGCCGAUUGGUCGUCAUCAAACUACACACGCCUGAUGAUUGGUGAACACGUCUCCACUUGACGGAGAGAGCGCUGAUUGCAAUGGAGACCGACAUUUGUGUGUGUGCGCUUGUGUUCCCCGCGUGGGGAGCGGUGGGAAAGUGGUUAGCCCUGCUGCGCUACGAUCACGGCAAACCGAGUUCGAUUUCCGCUCCCGACUAGAUCUGGUGCGAUGUGCGUAAAACAUCAGCACUGGAGAAACAAAGGCGGCCGGGCGUGAUGUUGGCUACCCACCCCCUUCGUGUGGUGUGCCGACCUCCGUUGGUGCUCGCUCACAGCACUUGCCCCAACAGUCCGUUAACGCUAUACGGGGGAUCUUUGUCUUUGUUCCCCGCGUGACGCUGACGGCCCUGAUUUUAAAUUGAGGUUUAAGAAGAGCGCUCCGCGUUUUGAUUGACGUGUUUAGCACUCAUGAGGCGCGUGCGGCGUGUGCCGACUUAAUGUGCAGUUGAAAGGAGAACUCUGGAAAACAUGGAAAGCCGGAUCGUGGUGGAGGUCGUGCGGAAUGGAGCCUCGGAAAUCACGAGGCCGGGUCGGGUUCGUGAUGACUUCCGAGAGGAGCUCACGCACGAACGACACUGACACACACAAAGACAAAUAUCCCCCAUAUAGCCUUAACAGACUGUUGGGGCAAGUGCUGUUAGCGAGCACCUAUGAACGCUGGUACGGCACACGACGGGGUGAGUGGCCAACGCCACGCCCGGGCGCCUUUGUAUCCCUCGUGGCGAUGUUUACACACUGCACCAGGUACUCAUUUGAGGCUGAGUCGACCUAGGGGAGGCCCAGGACCGGUCCAGAUAUUUGUUACCGAUGCUGGCCGUAAGCGAGAUUCGUAGCACGGCGCACUAACCGCAACGCCGCCGCUCCCCACACUGACCCGCACACACACAGACACUCACUGACA